Chara braunii is the source of this 1529-nucleotide messenger RNA. The record is from the annotation of a GenBank genome assembly. NCBI's taxonomy places the organism in Eukaryota, Viridiplantae, Streptophyta, Charophyceae, Charales, Characeae.
UAGCAUAGUAUGUGUGUGUGUUGUGCAUGAUACUGAGUGUUGCGUGUGGGACAUCCAGGGUGAUCCAGARUGCGAACAUUGCGUCACCAUUCUGGAAGAUUUUGAAUAAUUAAAACUGCCAUGAAUGCAACAACAAGGAGAAGAAAGGGAGAAGGAAGGGAGAAGAAAGGAAGAAUGGAGGGGGAAAGUGUGGUUGGUAUGGAAGAUAUUAAGGUGCUUGACUUCCGCACGGCCUUUCAAGGAAGUGUGUUUGAGAAAUAUCACAUUCUUCCGCUGCAGGUCGCAUCUUUCGACACCUGCCGACUUAGUAAAUGGUGCGAACACUUCAUCGACCUCCAAAUGAAGCCUGAUGAUGAUGGCGAUGUUGAUGAUGAUGACGCUCAUGCGGAAUACUUUGCCAAUCGGUUGAAGCAGCAGGGACUCGUCGGAGGUGGCGAUUCGGCGGAUUGCCACACAUUUGUUAAGAAUGCACUGAUGUUUUUCGAACAGUACACAGACGAACUCUACUGGGAUUUUUGCUGUCAAACUGGUGAGCCGGCAGAAGAUCCUGAGGAGUACCACAACAUUUUGGAGAGUGAAUUGGAACCGUCAGAUUUCUGUGAGGAGUUGCAACACUUCCUCUUUGAGCACCUUACUUCAGAUCUGCUAGAGAAUUGUUUUGGCUGUUUUGGAACCAACUUGAAACAUGAAAGUGAUACGGACAUUGCCCAGAGAUUGUAUGACUAUGGCCGAUGGAUGCGCGCCGAACGCAACUGUGCCGAGUUGCGGAGUCUUUUUAUGACUCUACACCAGAUUGAUUUCGAUCUCAUUGGAAUGGAUGGUCAGCAUUUUCCUUUGCGAAUGUUAUUGUUGGAGGAGAAGCCAAAUGACGAGAACGGCCCGUCUUGGUGCGCUGAGGUCAGCGAUCGGGAAAACGGGGCCCUGAUUGCAGAUUCCAUCAAUAAAGAAGAAGGCUGGAAAAUUCGCUGGAGGUUUCGGACGAAAGUUCGGUCAACACUCACAGGGGUUGUCGAACGGUACAAGCCUCAUGGAGACAUCCCUACGAUGUUGAUAGAUCUGUGUUGGUGUGAUGAGUUGUUUGGAGCGAAGUUCAUAGGGGAUUGCCGACAGUUUUCUCACCACCUCGAUCCCGAGACUAGAAGACUUCUUUCUGAGCUCACUCCCGAACAGUUGAAAUCAGUGAACGAUCUUAAACAAGCGUCAUUUUGUCAACAUAACUGGAUUAUCUAUUCUACGCAUUCGGAGUUUGAACGUCUGAUUCCCAUUGCCGCUAACAUGGGGCCAAUAUGCGGUCAAGCGCGCAAGGACUUCAAGAGGUUCGAUGAAGUCGUCGACAAGUACCGGCUUCGACCAUCGUUGCUGAGAGAUGUGGUGGAGUUUCAAUGCCAACACUUUAGACGAAUCCUCAAGGGCACAAUCUGGCAGAAUCUACCGCAGGAAUUGGUCAUCCGCAUCGCUGAGUUUUUGCCACGCCGAUGUACGAUAAGUCGGUGUUUGGAAUGAAACGGUUACCAUGCCUGCGCAUGAUC